Molecule: messenger RNA, 1434 nt
Organism: Mycena indigotica
Lineage: Eukaryota; Fungi; Basidiomycota; Agaricomycetes; Agaricales; Mycenaceae
Product: F-box domain-containing protein
Exons: 1
Coding region: 13-1434 (473 amino acids)
Molecular function (GO): protein binding
Source: RefSeq, a predicted model, not a curated record
UCUCAACCCUGCAUGUCCCGCGGGAGCGAGAACUGGGAUGCAUCCACUACAACUCGAGAGGCGAACGAACCCGUCCAAGAACCUAUGUUGCCAACGCUCAGUGCCGCUGAUAUUGUCGUGCUUCGACAAGAGGCAGCAACACUUGACGACACGAUCGCUGCACUCGAACGUCAGCUAGGACAACUCAAGGCCCGGCGCGACGCUAUCCACACUAUGCUAUCGGACGUGAUCUACCCCAUGCACACCCUCCCCACCGAGCUCCUUUGCCACGUGUUCCAGGCGCUUGUCGCCUUGUGUCUUCCGGACGAGGUCAAUUCUGCGCUGCUCGCGGUCACGGCGGUGUGCCAGCGAUGGCGAAGCAUUGCGAUUGCGGACCCACACUUAUGGACGACGACAUGCUACAUUUUGCGCGGCGGUCCCGACCCGCUAUUCGACCACUUCCUGGCGCGCACCCAGGGGCUGCCGAUUGCGAUCGCCAUCGAGGAAACUAGACACACGUCAGAGUGCGCGCUCACGCCCGCAGUGCUCAGCUCCUGCCACCAAUGGCGAGAGGCCGAUCUGUCGGUUGCUGACCUGGAUGUACACUUCCGGAUAGAAUCCCCAGACACAGAGUUGGAUCUCCCACACCUUACCAAGCUCAGGCUCAACGUCGAUCAGCGCACCGAAUAUUAUAAUUACCAGACAUUUGCGCAUGCGCCGCGCCUGCAAGACCUGGCCAUCAGCUACCCCAACCUGAUCCGCAGUCUCGGUUUCCCGAUGCACCAGCUGCGCAAGCUCUCAGUGCUUCAUCGGGCCGCAGCACGGGACGUCCUCUCACUCCUUCCGGAACUCGUAGUGCUCGAAGAGCUCGCCGUCGCCUCCCUCCUCCGCAUCACGAAUCGGGAUCAGCAAAUGGUCGAAAUGCGCUCCCUGACCACCCUGCGUCUCCUCGGCGAAAACAGCUGCGUAAUCCUACGCUAUCUCCUCCUCCCGCGCCUCGCCUUGCUCCAUCUUGCCGAGCUCGACGACUACGACGCUGACGUGCUCGUCCGCGGCUGUCUGUCCCGCUCGGCCACCGAUAUCGCUGCGCUCUCCCUUUUCCUUGUGGACGUGCACUGCUCCGCGCUCCUCAUGCUCCUCCGCCCGCGCGUCGUCGGUGGCGCGCUCACGUGCCUUACCAUCGCGAAGCUCAAGGCGACACGCAUGGAGCAGAAAGCACUCGCGGCGCUUCUUGCGAGCGCUGACUUCCUGCCGGACCUCGCGGCGCUCACCCUCGUUGCGCCGUCGCCGGCCGUCCUCGGCGCGUUCUGGGACGGCCUCGCCCGGCGUCUGGCGAACGCGGCUCAGGGUGCCAAGCAUGCGGUGAAGCUCCGGCAGCUUGUGGUGCAGCCGGAGGGGAUGUCUACGGAUGACAUGCGCCGACUGCGCGAGUUGCAACGGCGCCUAGAAACGUAG